Molecule: messenger RNA, 327 nt
Organism: Histoplasma capsulatum G186AR
Lineage: Eukaryota; Fungi; Ascomycota; Eurotiomycetes; Onygenales; Ajellomycetaceae
Exons: 3
Coding region: 1-327 (108 amino acids)
Source: RefSeq, a predicted model, not a curated record
AUGCCGUUAAUGAUCAAGCCUAAGGCGAAGCUUGAAGGAAUAUCUGUUGAUACUGGCCUCCUAGGCAGGGGUGACGAACGAAAUAUGGAGAAACAUAGAACAGGUGGCCAGAGAAUCUUGGAUAAUGUUGGGAUUUGGCCCGCUUUACAAUCUCAUCUCGCUCCUGGACACCCUAAGCCUGUUCAGCCAAGGGUUUCGGAUAGAUCUGCGAUUUCCCAUGACCUUUCCGUUGGUUUGAUGUCCUCGGUUUGGUUAUUCGGCCCUUAUCAGUCAGCUGACGAUGUUAUCAAACGGUCUGAGGGUCUGCUUCAGGGGGAACUUGUAUAA